This is a messenger RNA of Cervus elaphus (red deer), 3220 nucleotides long. It is a transcript of the gene C4H19orf18, whose product is annotated as chromosome 4 C19orf18 homolog. The record is from RefSeq and is a predicted model, not a curated record. Bases 2271 to 2993 code for a protein of 240 amino acids. NCBI's taxonomy places the organism in Eukaryota, Metazoa, Chordata, Mammalia, Artiodactyla, Cervidae. The transcript has 8 exons.
UUGUGACAUGUGAGAGCUAGUUCCCUGACCAGGGAUCGAAGCCAGGCCUCCUGCAUUGAGAGCAUAGAGUCUUAGCCACUGGACCACUGGACCACUUUAGGAAGUCCCCAAAAAAUAUUUCUAAAAGGGCCUCCUGGACUUCUAAAGCGUCCUUCUAAAAGGAUCCCAGUCUCGUGUUUCCUCCUAGGAGGAUUUCCUAUCUCCCUACCACCUAUUAUACAAGCUUGUGUGUCCAGGACUCCGAGGUCCCCUCUUACCUCCCUUGUUCUCACCUAUACAUGGCUCAGUUCAUUGCCCUUUUAAUAGCCCUACUUCACUCUGCCCCAACUCUGAAACCUUCUGGGCCCGGUUGGAAGUCUCCAUUCAUCCAUCAUCUGCUGAAACAUAAGUCUCCUCUUUGCGCAGCGCCUCUUAAGACCCUUGCAGGGAGUGGCUGCUUUCUCUCCUACUUUUCUUCACUCGUUGCUUCUAGAUUGUUCUCCCUCCCUUUUAUCUAAAACAGUUCUGACUCUUGGAACAUCAGACUGUCAUUAUCACUCCUGCUUCUUUGUUGCAGUCAUCUUAUGAAUGGUUCACUUGUCUGCAAAGAUUUCUACUCUUGCAGUACUGCAUCUAAAACCACCCCAUCAUACUCCCAGUCCCAUUAUCGGUGUAGACAACCUUCCCGUGUCCUGACCUCACAGCUUUUCGACCUCUCUGCUAGUGGUUUUGCCUCCCACCCAGCCUGCAACAGACACUGCCAUUGUCAUCCCUAGGACCAUUCCAUUACCAGCGACUAGGACCUGCCCACCAUCUGUUUCAAGUAUCUUUUCCUAAGCUAGUUGGCUGUUUAGUACCAAGAUUCCAACAAUCCCUUGCCUGAAGCUUCCCUCCGGGUUGCUCCCAGCAGAUGACUUUGCUCCUUGUUUCCUGAGUGAAUAGGGGCCACCAGCAGAGGCUUCCAUCGUAGGUCUCCACCUCCUCUACCCACUUUUGGUAACAUCCGUGCCUUCCCACUGUUGCCUUUAUACAAAUGGACUGGGUUGGUGCCAGAGCCUGUUCCAUGUCCACUGCCUCAGGACAUUGUUCCUGCGUUUCCCUUAUCUGUUGUAUCAUCAGGUUUUCUAUAUAUACUGGGUUAUCCCCAUCUAUGCGCAAACAUACUUUAAAAAAGGAAAAGAAAACCCUCUAGCUCCUGUAUCAUUCUCUGCUUUGUUACAGAAAGCCGAAUUUCUCAAAGGUGGUCUCUUGCUGUCUUCAUUUCCCUUCCAUUCUUUCUUCUGCUCAGCCAUUCAGUUGUGUCUGUCUCUUUGUGAACGCAUGGACUGUUGCCCACCAGGCUCCUCUGUCCAUGGAAUUUCCCAGGCAAGAGUACUAGAGUAGGUUGUCAUUUCCUCUUCCAGGGGAUCUUCCCGACCCAGGGAUUGAACUGACAUCUCCUGGGUCACCUGCAUUGGCAGGCAGAUUCUUUACCACUGAGGCCCUGGGGAAGCCGUUCUUUCUUGAACCCACUCCAAAACCUACCUUGCUGCCAGAUGUCUUCCACAUUGCUAAAUCCAGUGGUCAGUUCUGUUUUCUUCCUUGACUUUAGCAGCAGCAUCUCAAAUUCUCAGGUGAUGGGUCAUUUCCUUCCUGAAAUACAUUCACCUGGCUUUUGGGGCUCAACCCCUGCCCCUCUGGCCUGCAUUUCAGGUCCCCUUUGCUGUUUCCUCCCCACUUUCUGUCUGCUCACGCUACCUUGACUUCAGCCAGUCUUGAGGCUCUAUAAAUACCACAGGUAUGCUGUUGAAUCUCCCUUUACGUCUGCAGUUUGGUGAGUUUUGAAAAAAAUGUCCAUAUCCUUGUAACCACCACUACAGUAAAACUAGAGAAUUUUUUCCCCUCUCCAAAAAGUUCCCCAUGUCUCUUCACAGUUAAUCCCCACCACAACCCUAAGACCUGAGCAGUCACAUGUCUGUUUUGUGAAUACACAUUAGAAUUGUCUCUUAGAGUUUUAUACAGAUAGAAUUGUACAGUGUUCUGCUCGUAUCCUACAUUUUGUAUCCAGAUACUUGUGCUCAGCAUGAUUCUGAAGGCUCCUCCACGUUGUACUGUGUGUCAGUAGCUUACUUUGCGUUGCAUGGAUGAGCCACAGGCAGUCAUCCUGUUCACCUGUAGAUGGACGUUACCUUGAGCCCAGCUCUGGGCUAGUGUAAAUACAGCUGCUAUGGAUGUUCCUUUUCAGUGCUUUUUGUGUGUGCAGGUUUUCAUUUAUCUUGGGUAAAAACCUAGCAGUGGAAUAGCUGAGUUGUAUGAAGCUGUUCUUUCUGCCUGGACACUGCCCUCCCUUGUGUGACAUCACAAAGAUGAAACGCCUCGGCAGGUGGAGCAAGUGUGGCGCUUACGGGCAGCACCCUGCUCAAGAUUAUUUUCCCUUAGAAAGACAGCCAAAUGUCACCAAACAACCCAUACAGUUCGGUAAGCAAUUUCGUUUGGUCCAUGGAGCUAUCCCAAGACCCAGAGCUCCAAGUACCACGCCCAUGCAGCCCCCAGCAAGCACUGAUGAUGAGAAGAGUGAGCCUGCAAGGACCACCCUUGGUUUUAUAGGAUAUUCAAUGGGCCUAAACACCAACCCCUGGAAUGCAGCAUGGAUUCCUCAUAGACCUGCUCUUGUUAAAGUAAUUACAGUUGCAUGUAUAGCCCUCACUAUUGCCCUGAUAUUUGGGACCAUUAUUUCCUACGUGAUAUAUCGACUGGUAGAGGCUGAGGAAAAACAACAACUUGCAUCACUUUAUAAAAAUAUCAAGAUCCCAUCGUUAGGAGAUGAAGAGGAAUUCUUUGAGGAUGAGAGCCAGGACGAGUCCACGUACCUGCUUCCAGAGAAUGAGAAGGAACUGGAAAAUUUCAUUCAUUCAGUUAUUAGAUCGAAAAGAAGAAAGCAUUUUGAAAAGAAGAGAUGGAAUGCAGCACAGAACUUGGUAAAGGAAGUGGAAGUAAAGGAUCCUGCACAACCUGCCAAAGCGGGGCGUCUGUGAAAGCAGGUGACCGAGACGCAGGACUGGCAGCCAGUGCGGAACGACAACUGCGGGAGGACGUAGGCUGAGAGCGCGGGCCUGACUUUCUUCUGGAGGACCUUGUACAGGAGCACCCUGAAUGAUGACGACUAGACGUGAAAGCAGAAAAUAAAUUCAUGUGAUGUGGCAGUUCCUGCUUCCUAGCUCUCAUAGUUUUAUGAAUAAAUAUAACUUAAUUGGAAGAGAAA